Empidonax traillii (willow flycatcher) is the source of this 526-nucleotide messenger RNA. RefSeq names its product ephrin-A1-like. Gene Ontology annotation, molecular function: ephrin receptor binding. The record is from RefSeq and is a predicted model, not a curated record. Lineage: Eukaryota; Metazoa; Chordata; Aves; Passeriformes; Tyrannidae. Bases 17 to 526 code for a protein of 169 amino acids. Gene Ontology annotation, biological process: ephrin receptor signaling pathway; axon guidance. Gene Ontology annotation, cellular component: plasma membrane. The transcript has 3 exons.
CAGCACCCGCGGAGCGAUGGGGUGGCCGGGGGUGCCCCUGGCCCUGUUGGGGCUGUGCUGGGCGGCGGUGGCCGAGCGGCACACGGUGUUCUGGAACAGCUCCAACCCCCGGUUCCUGUGGAGUGACUACACGGUGGAGGUUCGCCUCAACGACUACCUGGACAUCAUCUGCCCCCACUACGAGGAGGGCAGCGUGGACCCCCGGGUCAUGGAGCGCUACACCCUGUACCUGGUGGAGCUCGAGGAGUUCCAGGCCUGCAAGCCCAGCUCCAAGGAGCAGAUCCGCUGGGAAUGCAACAAACCCAGCGCCCUGCACGGCCCCGAGAAGUUCUCGGAGAAGUUCCAGCGCUUCACCCCCUUCACGCUGGGCAAGGAGUUCAGGGAGGGGCACAGCUACUACUACAUCUGUGAGUGCUGGGGAGGGGUCCCCAACGUGCCGGGGAUCGUCACCAGCCUCGUGCGGUUUUGGCUGUUCCGCUGGUACCGGCCGGGGCAGGACAAGUCUUACAGCCCCCUGCCCGCCUGA